CAUCAUCCAAUUCAUCCCGCAUUUGAGUGCCCCCGGGUUUACUCCUCGCCUAUAUCAUUUUGGUCCCCGCUUAACUGAUACACACUCGGGAUAUCUUCAGGCUAUUGAUUACUUCGGCAUUCUGAUUUAUAUCUCCUUUUCGCUCGACAGCCAUGUCCGCACAAGACUCCGCCGCGGGCAAUGCCCCUCCCUCUGCGGUCACCGAUGCCGUGUUGGUGGCCUCGGAGCCCGUGCCUGAGGGGACGCAGCAGGUCAGCGGCGUCGACUUUGACCGAUUCCAAGGCCGGGAUAUUACGGUCGCCGAGAUGGUGGACAACAUGAAAUACACUGGCUUCCAGGGCAGUGCGGUCGCUGAAGCCGCCCGCAUCGUCAACGAGAUGCAAGCCUACCGUCAUCCGGAGACCGGCGAGAAGACCACCAUCUUUCUCGGAUACACCUCCAACCUGAUCUCCUCCGGCCUUCGAGACACCAUCCGCUACCUGGUCCGCAACCGUCACGUCUCCGCUAUUGUCACCACGGCCGGCGGUGUCGAGGAAGAUCUUAUCAAAUGCCUGGCUCCCACCUACAUGGGCUCGUUUACUGCCCCGGGCGCUGGACUGCGGGCCAAAGGAUUGAACCGGAUCGGCAACCUCAUCGUCCCGAACAGCAACUACUGUGCAUUUGAAGACUGGUUGAUCCCUAUUCUGGAUAAGAUGCUGGAGGAACAGGAAGCCGCCAAGAAGAAGGCACUGGAAACUGGCGAUGAGGAGGACGAAUUGCAUUGGACCCCCAGCAAGAUUAUUGAACGCCUCGGCCGCGAGAUCAAGCAUGAGGACUCGGUUCUGUACUGGGCUGCUCGCAACAACAUCCCGAUCUUCUGUCCCGCGCUCACCGACGGCUCCCUGGGCGAUAUGCUUUACUUCCAUACCUACCGCUCCUCUCCGCAACGGCUGCGGGUCGACAUUGUGGACGAUGUGCGCCGCAUCAACACCAUGGCUGUCCGGGCCGCGCGGGCCGGCAUGAUCAUUCUGGGUGGCGGAGUCAUCAAACAUCACAUUGCCAACGCCUGUCUGAUGCGCAACGGGGCCGAGCAUGCCGUGUACAUCAAUACGGGACAGGAGUUUGACGGCAGCGAUGCGGGGGCCCGACCGGAUGAGGCCGUCAGCUGGGGUAAGAUCAAAGCCGACGCCAAGGCCGUCAAGGUCUAUGCAGAAGCCACAGUGGUCUUCCCGCUCAUUGUUGCGGCCUCGUUUGCCCGAGCCAGUCCGGCGACCCCCAACGGUGAAACGUCUCAGAACUGAGUGCGAGUUUGAGGGACAUCACUCCGAUAGGGGGUACUUCCUGCUAUCUGUCAAACGCCAACCCCUCUAUCUCUCGCCAUGCCUCCUAUAAACUCGAUAAGAUAAAAGAAAUUGAUUACUGGUCCUAGGCCUGCUGUGUCUAUCGACCGUGAGAGCUUCCCCCCCCC
Molecule: messenger RNA, 1447 nt
Organism: Aspergillus piperis CBS 112811
Lineage: Eukaryota; Fungi; Ascomycota; Eurotiomycetes; Eurotiales; Aspergillaceae
Product: deoxyhypusine synthase
Exons: 2
Coding region: 153-1280 (375 amino acids)
Biological process (GO): peptidyl-hypusine biosynthetic process
Cellular component (GO): cytoplasm
Molecular function (GO): deoxyhypusine synthase activity
Source: RefSeq, a predicted model, not a curated record